CGAGGUUGAAAAUGUCAUUGACUGGCUAGGAAAAUGGCGGCCAACAUGCGUAAUGCGACAUGCGCGAGGACAGAAACUUCAAAGCUUCCGACGUAAGUGGCCCUUCUAUAUGGAUCUUUAUUCUAUGGUUUUGUUCCUAAUCCUAGAAAUAAGAAAUUAGAAUGUCUGCAGAUUGUCCAGGGUUGCAGCUCAUGAAGCAGAGAAUAUCUGGUUUGUUAACGGAAGAAGGAACAAGAAUGGGUUUAAGUUUUAAACCUCGUUCGGACGACGUGUUCGUCGUCACUCCAGGGAAAACCGGCACGACAUGGAUGCAACAAAUUCUCCAUCAGUUGCGAAGUGGUGGCGAUAUGUCGUUUGAUAAUAUCAGCGAUGUCGUCCCUUUUAUCGAGAUGGCUUACGAUACCGGCAAAAUAGACCUCGAGGCUGAACACAGCUAUCAACCACGGUAAGAUACUGAGCUAUUUAUACAUUUCAUACCGAAACCGCCUAAUUAACGUCGAGAAAAUUCUAGAUUUCGUCCCCGAUGACGCCAAUGACUCGUAUAUUGGCAAAAUGGCAGAUUGCGUUUAUAUUCCGCACAGAAGUGUUGUGUUAAGGACAAUGGAAAAUCCUCCGGGGGAGGUGAAAAGACCGCAGAAAUCCAGGGCUGAGGUGAUUAACUCUUUCUCAACAGGCAUAUUCACGUGAUAAAUUAGUGCAAUUUGAUUUAAAGCCAUUAUCCAGGGGUAUCUGGCAAUGAAUUCCUAGGAAAUUCCAGGGAAGGGUCAUAUAAAGAGGGGCCUGUACCGGUUUUGUGGGAUGGCGGGAUGCGUCCAAAAUUCAAGUGGGAUGCGGGAUUUUAAGAGAAAUAUUGGCGGGAAGCAGGAUUUUAUUCCAUCGCGGGAAGUGGGAUUAAUAAAAAUAUCAUGGCGAUAUGCGGGAAGUUGCAGCCGUACGUUAGCUGAUCUGUUGUCAUUUGUUUGUGUGCUCGAAAUUUACUGUUCUCAAGGAUCGAUGAUAUCGAACAUUUGUCCCCCAUCAAUCCCCCAUUUACAUGUAUGAUUGCAGGGGCGAAACUAACCCCUUUUAAUUUGGGGGGGGGGGGUCUUCCAGAAUUGCCCUGCCAAAACUGCUGAUGCCCUGCAGCAAAUUUUUAUUUCUGGCCACUAUUUUCCCAAAAAAGUUGGGAGUGGGUGGGGGGGGAUUGAAAAUUUUUUCCGGAUAAAAGGGUCGAAAAAUUUUUCUGGACAUAAAACUGUUAAAUUAAGGGUCAAAAAAUUUUUCCGUACAAAUUGCUGGUAAAUCCUUAUUUUUGGACCAGUAUCUGUAAAAUUUAGGUCUACAAAUUCUAUUCCGUUCCCUCUGAAAGUCCUGUAAGUUAUUUAAAAACCCUACAUUCUAUCAUUUAAAAUCUUUGAUUGCCCUGCCAAUCCAGAUGAUUUGCCCUGCCAAUCCAGAUGAUUCACCCUGCCGUCCAGAUGAUUCGUAUAUUCGGUUGGGAUGGCAGGAUUUCUAAACCCGGUACAGGCCCCUCUAUAAACUGAAUUCCAGGGGGUCACAAGUUAGCUCGACCCUCCCUGUGCAAAAAAAAAUGCAAAAAUGCAAUCUGCCAUUCUAAUUUGCAUACAACCCACUUCGUAAAUCAUUCCAAAGCAACACAUCCACAUUAAAAUUUCCACCUACGGGUCAGUAUAUGUAAUAUAGUAUAUAGUUUAUUAUGUCAUGCAUAAAAUAUAUAUUUUAAAAUGAAAUUUACUUGCCUAUUUGAUAGUGUGUGUUCUCCUUUUAUUCCUCUUUUGUUGGACUAAUAUCGAGACUUUGUACUAGAUGCGUGGUUGCGGCUGCUUCUAGUAUUGAUAAUACAUGAUAUAUAAUAUAUGAUAUUAAUUAGUAUACAUGAUACAUAAUACAUGACAUUAUGUAUCUACUCUGUGUUAUCGGUUUAUGACAUGUUUCGUUCUCAUUCUUAGAUGUUACAAGACGCACGCAUGGUAUCCAGCGUGUCCGAAGGGUGCUAAAUACAUCGUUAUUUACCGUGAACCAUGUGCAGCUUUCUACAGUCUCUUUAACUUUCUUAAAGGUUGGAUGUUUCAACCUGGGGAAGUUACACUUUCCGAAUUUGUGACAGAUUUUGUGCUCCAUAAAGGAGUGCCAAAAAACAUCACAAACUUUGCAUCCGAUUUUGACCAUUUGGUCAGCUGGUGGGAACAUAGGUAUGCAAUAAAGAUGCGACACAGCUAGUCUAACCUUGAGGAGGCUGUGUUACGUGAAGCAAUCUUUGCAGGGCCUUUCUUAAGAAUCUGUCCAUUGGGGGGGGGGGGGCAUUACCGAAAAAGGACCAUAUACUAUAUACUGAAUGUGGCGAGAUGAUUGACAGAUGCAUGGUUGGUGACAAAAAGUUUGCAUGUUGUGGUGUUGUAUGGUUAUUGUAAGGGGUCUUAGGGCAUUUUCCCACAGAAAUGUUUUUGUAUUUUUCCACCUCUUUUGUGCAUUUUCUGAAACAGAUUUUUGGAUCAACAGCAUUACAUUGUACUGUAGAUAGACUGAAUCUUCAGUUAAGUACUUGUAUGGUAUAUUUAUGUAAAUACCACAACUCGGUCACUAACUUGUUUAGCCUAGCCUUCCAACAACUCAAAUCUAUAGGGUCUGAGAUAUGCUAUCCAACAUCAUUACAACACAACGUUUAGCAUUUUUAAAAAGACAUUGACAGCUAGAAAGAGCAUGUUAAAAUUAGGAAAAUUGCAAAGUUUGGCCGCGAAAUGUUGUAAAAUGCGGAAAAUAUAGCCCUGCGGAAUUUUCAAAUUAAUUUUGUAUUAAUUUGUAUUACGUGCGGGAAAAUGCACCUGCACAUUUGCCUGAUUUGGGUCGAAAGUGCCAAAGUAGUCCAUUUUCCCGCGCGUAAUCAGAAAUUAAUACAAAAUUUGCAAAUUUCGCAGGGCUAUAUUUUCCUCAUUUUACAACAUUUCCGUGCAACCAAACUUUGCAAUUUUACUAAUUUUAAGAUGCUCUGUCUAGCUGUGGUGAUGGAUUUCGUUCUUGCCUAGCCUACGGUGUAGACCCCAGCAGAAAUUGGAAAACGAAACGUGUUUCUGCUGGGGUCUACACCGUAGGCUAGUUCUUGCCUAGAUCAAAAUUUAGUCUGUAGCUGCAGGAAGCAUCCAUCGUUUUAAAAAAGUUCUGACUUGUUUGCCAGGCAUGAUUCGAACGUGUUGUUCCUGUUCUUCGAGGACAUGAAAGAAGAUUUAGAAAGUGUGGUGAAGAAGGUUGCAGCAUUUAUGGGAAUUCAAGACGAAGAGAGGAUUAAAAAGGCUGUGGAAAUGAGCUCAUUUGAAUUUAUGAAGGGAUACGUAUCAACGAAAUUUUCGUUACGCGAGGCACGUUAUCGAAAUAAAGCUUGUGGCGUGCCUGAUGAUGCCAUGUCCGUGUUGAUUGCGACAGGAUCUGCAACGAAAGGGCGAGAGAUGAUGGAUGAUAAAACCAAAGAAGCAAUUCAGGCGAAAUGGCUGGAAGUAGUUGGGAAACAGACUGGAUUUCAAGAUUACAAUGAGUUAAGAAACGCAUUCAAAAAGGAAGAGAAUCAAAUCGUAUUAUAAUUGAACCGCAAUUCACGGUCAGAAAGCUCGGAUUGGUAGGAAUGCAACUACCUCAAAAAUACAGAGGGCUCUCCGCUCGAAACGUCGAAGUUCUCCUUGUUUUUUUCCACUGAAGUACUUGCAUCCCUAUCAAUCUGAAAGUUUCUUAUUAUUGCCGUUUUAGGGCCUGUUCAUAUGAUCCCGCUUACCGGGACGUCUCGCUUACCAAUGAUCUCGCCGCCUAUCUAUUUUCCUAUAAAAUUUUGCAUUGUGUUCAUAUGGGAAAGCGAGCUGGCCCGCUUGCCGAGAUCUCGUUUGAAUUUGCCGAGAUCAUAGGUAGGCGGGAAGAAAAUUUUUCCAUAUGAACACGCCAGCCCGCUUACCGGGAUGAAGUGAAACAAGUCUUGCCGGUUUAAUUUAACACUUUUUACUUGGUUUUAUGUUUGUUUUGUAAACAAGUAUUAAAUAACCACCUGAAGCAAUAUACUUUUUCUUGUAAAUAAACGAAGAAAAACACUAAAAUCGCCAAGUAUCUGUGUUGCUUGACUGAAAUGUAGAAGUUUUGCAUACGCUAAUUAUAGAACUAC
Molecule: messenger RNA, 4138 nt
Organism: Paramuricea clavata
Lineage: Eukaryota; Metazoa; Cnidaria; Anthozoa; Malacalcyonacea; Plexauridae
Source: the annotation of a GenBank genome assembly